AUGCUGGAGGGCAGCUCGACCCAGGAGCGCGAAACGGAGGAGGACGGGGCGGCAGCUGUAUCUGCGCCGCCUGCUAUCGACUUCCUCGCCGAGGGCUCGGAUCCCAAGUAUGACGAGUCGGACGUGCCAGCAGAACUCCAAGUAUUAAAAGGAUCCCUCCAACAGCCAACAUUCCCGUUUGCAGUUGCAAACCAACUGUUGCUGGUCUCUCUCCUGGAACACUUGAGCCAUGUGCAUGAGCCAAACCCAGUUCGCUCAAGACAGGUGUUUAAAUUACUCUGUCAGACCUUCAUCAAGAUGGGGCUGUUGUCUUCCUUCACCUGUAGCGAUGAGUUCAGCUCCCUGAGGCUGCAUCACAACAGAGCUAUUACUCAGUUAAUGCGGUCCGCUAAAGAGAGAGUUUGGCAGGAUCCUUGUGAGGAGAGUUCUCAUACCCAGAAAAUCAGAUCAAGGGAAGUAGCCUUUGAAACACAAACUUCACGCUACUUGAAUGAAUUUGAGGAGAUUGCCAUCUUAGGAAAAGGAGGCUAUGGAAGAGUGUACAAGGUCAGAAAUAAAUUAGAUGGCCAAUAUUAUGCAAUUAAAAAAAUCCUGAUUAAGGAUGCAACUAAAACAGAUUGCAUGAAGGUACUACGGGAAGUCAAGGUACUGGCAGGUCUGCAGCACCCUAACAUUGUAGGCUACCACACUGCUUGGAUAGAGCACGUGCAUGUGGCCCAGCCCCAAGGUGAGCAGGUUGCUAUUCAUUUGCCCUCUCUGGAAGCUCUCUCCGAAAGGUAUGUGGACUGAGAUGAGUACGGGAUUAGACAUGAUGACAGUAGCAGCUCAUCCAUCGUCUUUGCUGAGCUUACUUCCGGCAAAGACAACGCAUUUGGAGGAGCUGGCUUUGAGAAUCAAGAAAACAGAUUGGUGAACUACGUCACCAGUAUAGUCACAAAUGCCCGUGAAUUUGAAUCAUCUGCUGAGCUACAAGAAAAUGGAUUGUCAAGUGGUGACCAUCAGCUGCCGCUAUGGCGUCACUCAGACUUGGAGGAGAAUUUCACAUCCACCAAUGAGUCUUCUGAAGAAAACUUCAGCUUGUUUGGGCAGACAGAGGUGCAGUACCACCUGAUGCUGCACAUGCAGAUGCAGCUGUGUGAGCUCUCGCUGUGGGACUGGAUCACUGAGCGGAACAGGAGGAGCCGAGAGUGCGUGGACACGUCGUCUUGUCCUUAUGUUAUGGUCAGUGUUGCAACAAAAAUUUUCCAAGAAGUGGUGGAAGGUGUGUGUUACAUACAUAACAUGGGGAUCAUGCACCGGGAUCUCAAGCCCAGAAAUAUUUUUCUUCAUGGUCCUGAUCAGCAAGUAAAAAUAGGAGACUUUGGUCUGGCCUGCACAGACAUCCUACAGAAAAACUCAGACUGGAAUAAUGGAAAUGGAAAAAGAAUGCCAGCGCACACUUCCAGGGUGGGCACUUCCUUGUACGCAUCCCCUGAGCAGCUGGAAGGCUCCGAGUACGAUGCCAAGUCAGACAUGUAUAGCCUGGGUGUCAUUCUGCUGGAGCUCUUCCAGCCAUUUGGAACAGAAAUGGAGCGCACCCAAGUCUUAAUGGGCUUACGAACUGGCCAGAUACCUGAAUCGCUCAGUCAAAGGUGUCCAGUUCAAGUCAAGUAUAUCCAGCAGUUAACCAGAAAGAACUCAUCCCAGAGACCUUCUGCCGCCGAGCUACUGCAGAGUGAACUUUUCCAGAAUUCUGGAAAUAUGACUCUUACCCUACAGAUGAAGGUACUGGAGCAAGAAAAAGAAAUUGAAGCACUCAAAAAACAGCUGAGCCUCCUCUCUCAGGACAAGAGAGUUAAGGAUGACAUGAAAGUUGGAAGUGUCCCUCUCUAG
This is a messenger RNA of Chrysochloris asiatica (Cape golden mole), 1872 nucleotides long. It is a transcript of the gene EIF2AK1, whose product is annotated as eukaryotic translation initiation factor 2-alpha kinase 1. The record is from RefSeq and is a predicted model, not a curated record. The transcript has 15 exons. NCBI's taxonomy places the organism in Eukaryota, Metazoa, Chordata, Mammalia, Afrosoricida, Chrysochloridae. Gene Ontology annotation, biological process: protein phosphorylation. Gene Ontology annotation, molecular function: protein kinase activity; ATP binding.